Molecule: messenger RNA, 1434 nt
Organism: Symbiodinium sp. CCMP2592
Lineage: Eukaryota; Dinophyceae; Suessiales; Symbiodiniaceae
Source: the annotation of a GenBank genome assembly
AUGGCAUACCGCAGCCAUUGUGUGGACCGCCUCGGCUUCCCUCUAUGCCCACCGAGCUUUCAGUCCUCUUCCAUGAAGCGCAAGCAGUGUGACGACUCGCAGCUCCAAGCGCUGCGGCUGAAGGCCUCCGAGAUCAUCGCCUCGGCACACGAAUCCAACGGGGAGGGCAAGGCCAAGUACAAAAAGGUGGUCAAGGACUUCAUUGAUGCCGGCGGGGCGACAGAUGAUCUCAUCGUCAGGAUCGGCACGCACUUCUUCGGAUGUCCAGUGGGCAAGUCAAGCCAAGGCCCUCUGGAGGACGCCCCGGUGGAAGGGUCAAGGGUACUAGACUUUGACUAUCUCGAGAAGUUCAUGGCAGAGUGCUUCAUGGCCUCCGGCACCCCAGAAAAGGAGUCGAAGGUGUGCGCCAAUGUGCUGAUCGAAGCUGACAAACGAGGGAUCGACAGCCAUGGCAUCGGCAGAUUGAAGUCCAUCUACAUGGACAGGAUCAAGAGCGGCAUACUGAAGCCUUUCGCGCCCAUUGACAUCAUCAAAGAGACAGAAACUACUGCCUUGAUCGAUGCCAACAUGGGCAUUGGUCUUUACGUGGGCCCCCACUGCAUGGACAUGGCAAUCACGAAGGCCAAAAAAUAUGGCCUUGGCUUCGUGGCCGUCCGGAACUCGACCCACUACGGCAUCGCCGGAUACUACGCCACCAUGGCCAGCUCGAAGGGCUGCAUCGGCUUCUGCGGCACCAACGCGCGGCCCUCCAUCGCCCCGACCUUCGGAGUGGAGCCGUGUCUGGGAACCAACCCCCUCUGCUUUGGGAUCCCGACAGACGAGGCCUUUCCCUUCGUGAUCGACUGUGCUACUUCCAUCUGCCAGCGCGGCAAGAUAGAGAAGUACGCCCGAAGUGGCAAGCCCACGCCGAAAGGCAUGGUCGUCGACUCCAGCGGAGAGGAGCGGACGGACACCGAAGGCAUUCUCAAAGGCAUGGUUAAGGGCGACUGUGCGCUGUGCCCCAUCGGAGGUGGUGGCGACGAGCUUGGUGGCUACAAAGGCUACUCCUGGGCCACCGUCGUAGAGCUCCUCAGCAUCGCCUUCCAGGGAGGUGACUUUGGACGAGCACUUUCGGGAGUUGGCCCGGACGGCAAGCCGUCGCCCAUGUCCUUGGGACAUUUCUUCCUGGCCAUCAACGUCGAGGCGGUCUGCGACCUCGAUGCCUUCAAGAAGAAGAGUGGCGACCUACUAAGGUACCUUCGAGGCUCCGCGAAGGAUCCGAAUGGCCCGGGGCGUAUUUGGACGGCUGGCGAGGCGGAGUACGACUACAGGAAUAAACGCACGGCCAAUGGCGGCGUCAUGGUACCGCCCGCAUUGCUGAAAGACAUGAAGUCUCUGAGAGAAUACCUACCUGGCUUGCAGGAAAAGUAUCCCAAGUUUUGUUUUGAGGAGUGA